Molecule: messenger RNA, 3081 nt
Organism: Puma concolor (puma)
Lineage: Eukaryota; Metazoa; Chordata; Mammalia; Carnivora; Felidae
Source: RefSeq, a predicted model, not a curated record
AUGGAGCGAUCGGAGUCCCAGCGGCGUGGGGGGGAGCAAAGCUGGUGGGGUAGUGCCCCCCAGUACCAGUAUAUGCCUUUUGAGCACUGCACCAGCUACGGACUACCCUCCGAAAAUGGGGCCCUUCAGCACAGGCUCCGGAGGGACGCAGGCCCCCGUCCCAACACCCGCCCCACACAGAUUUAUGGCCAUCACAAACAGCAGCCCCCGCACAAGGAGCAGGGCAUGGGGAUGCCCCCGAAGACGGGCUCCAGUGACAGCCUGGACAGCAAGGAUGAGGAUCACUCUUCUAAAUGUCAAGACUGUAUGCGCCGCCUGGGACACGUGGUAAGAAGGAAAUUAGGAGAAGACUGGAUCUUUCUGGUGCUCCUGGGACUGCUUAUGGCUCUGGUUAGCUGGAGCAUGGAUUAUGUCAGUGCCAAAAGCCUUCAGGCCUACAAGUGGACCUAUUACCAGAUGCAGCCCAGCCUGCCUCUGCAGUACCUGGUCUGGGUCACCUUCCCGCUAACUCUCAUCCUCUUCAGCGCCCUCUUUUGCCACCUCAUCUCUCCCCAGGCCGUUGGCUCCGGGAUCCCUGAGAUGAAGACAAUACUCCGUGGGGUCAUCCUGAAGGAAUAUCUCACCCUCAAGGCCUUUGUGGCCAAGGUUGUGGCCCUGACUGCAGGGCUGGGCAGUGGCAUUCCUGUGGGGAAGGAGACCGUGUCUGGGCGGCUUGAUCUCCUGGUGCCGGCCUGUGCGGUGGGCGUGGGAUGCUGCUUUGCAGCCCCUAUCGGAGGCAAGUCCCACUUCCUCCCUACCCCGGAGCACGACCUGGAAGGGGGUUUGAGUGGCUGCCUAAGCUUUGGGGUGGAGAGGCAGCCAUACUAUUACACUGACAUGCUGACUGUGGGCUGUGCUGUGGGAGUUGGCUGUUGUUUUGGGACACCACUCGGAGGAGUGCUGUUCAGCAUCGAGGUCACCUCUACCUACUUUGCCGUGCGGAACUACUGGCGAGGAUUCUUUGCGGCCACGUUCAGUGCCUUUGUUUUCCGCGUGCUGGCCGUGUGGAACAAGGAUGCCGUCACCAUCACCGCCCUCUUCAGAACCAAUUUCCGAAUGGAUUUCCCCUUUGACCUGCAGGAACUCCCAGCCUUUGCCAUCAUCGGGAUUUGCUGUGGGUUCCUGGGAGCUGUAUUUGUGUAUCUGCACCGCCAAGUCAUGCUUGGUGUCCGAAGGCACAAGGCCCUCAGCCGAUUUCUGGCGAAGCAUCGGAUGCUUAACCGACUGAGCUACCCGGGAAACCCCAGGAGAAUCAGUUCUGUACAAAGCGCUAGCACCAAACAUCCUUGGAGACCUGCCCCCUUUUGCUUCUCCCUCUCACAGCUGAUGCCUCGUGAAGCCAUCAGUACCCUCUUUGACAACAACACGUGGGUAAAGCAUGUGGGUGACCCUGCAAGCCUGGGCCAGUCGGCUGUGUGGAUCCAUCCACAAGUCAACGUCGUCAUCAUCAUCCUCCUCUUCUUUAUCAUGAAGUUUUGGAUGUCCAUCGUGGCCACCACUAUGCCCAUACCCUGUGGAGGCUUCAUGCCUGUGUUUGUGCUAGGAGCUGCAUUUGGAAGACUGGUGGGAGAGAUCAUGGCCAUGCUAUUCCCUGACGGUAUCCUAUUCGAUGACAUCAUCUACAAGAUCCUACCCGGGGGCUAUGCAGUAAUUGGGGCAGCAGCGCUGACUGGUGCAGUGUCCCAUACGGUCUCCACAGCUGUGAUUUGCUUCGAGUUAACGGGUCAGAUUGCCCACAUCCUCCCCAUGAUGGUGGCUGUCAUCUUGGCCAACAUGGUGGCUCAGAGCCUGCAGCCCUCCCUCUAUGACAGCAUCAUCCAGGUCAAGAAGCUACCCUACUUGCCUGACCUUGGUUGGAACCAGCUCAGCAAAUUUACAAUCUUUGUUGAGGACAUCAUGGUGCGUGAUGUGAAGUUUGUUUCAGCCGCCUGCACGUAUGGGGAAUUGCAAACCCUGCUCCAGACCACCACAGUCAAGACUUUACCACUGGUUGAUUCGAAAGAUUCAAUGAUCCUGCUGGGCUCCGUGGAGCGGUCAGAGCUGCAGUCCCUCCUGCAGCGCCACCUGUGCCCUGAGCGGAGGCUGCGGGCAGCCCAGGACAUGGCCAGGAAGCUGUCUGAGCUGCCUUAUGAUGGAAAGGCGCGGCCUGCUGGCAGGGGGCACCAAGGCAUCCCAUCCGAGGGCCGGAGGGAGUCCUUUGCCUUUGUGGAUGAGGAUGAAGAGGAGGACCUCUCUGGGAAGCCCGAGCUGCCUCCUCUCCCCGCUCCUCGCUCCUUUCCUGCCACUCCAUUGUCCCCAGAAGAGCCCAAUGGGCCCCUGCCCAGCCACAAACAGCAGCCAGAAGCCCCGGACCCCGCAGGUCAAAGACCCUCUGUCUUCCGGUCCCUGCUGCGCUGCUUACUGGGCAGACCUCGCCCCACAAAGAAGAAAACAACCCAGGAGUCAACGGAUUUGGUGGACACCAUGUCACCUGAAGAGAUUGAGGCCUGGGAGAAGGAGCAGCUGAGCCAGCCGGUGUGUUUUGACUACUGCUGCAUUGACCAGUCUCCCUUCCAGCUGGUGGAGCAGACGUCUCUGCACAAGACCCACACGCUCUUCUCGCUCCUCGGCCUCCACCUUGCUUACGUGACCAGCAUGGGGAAGCUCAGGGGCGUGCUGGCGUUGGAGGAGCUGCAGAAGGCCAUCGAAGGGCACACCAAGUCUGGGGUGCAGCUCCGCCCGCCCCUCGCCAGCUUCCGGAACACGACGACAGCUCGGAAGAACCCUGGGGGCCCGCCCCCUCCCACGGACACGUGGAGCCUGCCUGAGGACGGAACUGGGGCGGCCGGGGCGGGGGACAGGGCUCCCGCCUCCCCAGAGACCCCCAUGCCCUCCCCCUCCCCGGAGCCCCCUCUCUCGGUGGCUCCAGCCAAGGUGGAGGGCGAGCUGGAGGAGCUGGAGCUGGUGGAGAGUCCCGGGCCGGAAGAGGAGCUGGCUGAUAUCCUGCAGGGCCCCAGUCUGCGGUCCACCGAUGAGGAGGACGAGGAUGAACUGAUCCUGUGA